AUGUGGAUUAUGAUGCAUCAAAAGUUGUCAACUGUUGAUAGAUUAGUGCAAUGGGGAAUUGAAGUAGAAAAAGUGUAUGUAAUAUGUAAGAAAGCUGAAGAGACUGCUGAACACUUGUUUCUACAAUGCCAAUUUGCAAGGAAGCUGUGGGAGAGACUUCUGGGAAGCAUAGAUCAUCAUAGUACUGUUCCAUUGGUCUGGGAGCAAUUUCAGCAGUGGUGUAUUCAGUAUGGGAAAGGAAAAAGGGCUACAGCACAAAGGUUCAAGACUGUGUUGACAGAAGGAAUUUAUGGACUAUGGAUAGAGAGAAACAAUAGAAUUUUUGAACACAAGAGUAGAAAGGAAGAGAGUAUAGCUAAAAGAUAG
Molecule: messenger RNA, 366 nt
Organism: Solanum lycopersicum (tomato)
Lineage: Eukaryota; Viridiplantae; Streptophyta; Magnoliopsida; Solanales; Solanaceae
Source: RefSeq, a predicted model, not a curated record